Messenger RNA from Staurois parvus, 475 nucleotides. NCBI's taxonomy places the organism in Eukaryota, Metazoa, Chordata, Amphibia, Anura, Ranidae. The record is from the annotation of a GenBank genome assembly.
AUGGGCCCCUGUACCGCCUCCUCAUGCUGCUGCCAGGCCCGUAAUCUGCCAUGGGCCCCCGUACCGCCUCCUCAUGCUGCUGCCAGGCCCGUAAUCUGCCAUGGGCCCCCGUACCGCCUCCUCAUGCUGCUGCCAGGUCCAGAAUGUCUCAUGGGUCCCUGUACGGCCUCCCAUUGCUGCUGUCUCCAUCGCCACACUCUGCCAUGUGCCACUUUCAGGUCUCCUCACACUGCUGGUGGGUUCCAUUUUUGUCAUAGGGUGCUGUAUGGCCUCCCAUUGCUGCUGCCUCCACCGCCACACUGUGGCUCCACACUCUGGUUUUGGCCCCGUGACUGCCCAAAUGAGUGAAGGGUGCGGUGAUUCUAAGAUCGACGGCACUCAUCUGCAUGUCAUACUGACUGACAGUAUUAUUUCUCUUCCCCAGCAGACUCCAAGGGCAUUUAAAUUAAAGGUACAGUGUUCUGCACUAAUAUAA